Molecule: messenger RNA, 2127 nt
Organism: Lepisosteus oculatus (spotted gar)
Lineage: Eukaryota; Metazoa; Chordata; Actinopteri; Semionotiformes; Lepisosteidae
Gene: mgst3b
Product: microsomal glutathione S-transferase 3b
Cellular component (GO): endoplasmic reticulum; membrane; nuclear envelope
Molecular function (GO): glutathione peroxidase activity; glutathione transferase activity
Source: RefSeq, a predicted model, not a curated record
GUCUCAUCGCGAGACAGGGGGUGCUCGAGCGACCUUUCAUUCCAUAUUACACAACUCUGCCGCGCGCCCUCCCUGCCGACCUGCUCUUCUUGCAGAAAGGCGAUCGUCCUGCCAGGCUUGUUUUGCGAAGCACCAUGGCGAUACCAGACGUCCUCCCAGCGAGCUUUGCCUACGUGAUCCUGACCUUCUUCUACAGCUGGAUCAUGCUGUUUUACCUCAGCAUCCAAGUCGUGCAGGCGAGGAAGAAAUACGGCGUCAAGUACCCGGCUAUGUACAGCGACAAGGAGCAGCUGUUCAACUGCAUUCAAAGAGCCCACCAAAACACGCUGGAGGUCUUCCCGCAGUGGCUGAUCUUCCAGUUCAUAUCUGGACUUGCUUACCCUGUGGUAGCCUCUGUGCUUGGCGCAAUCUGGGUCACCAGCAGAUUUUCAUACGCCUGGGGAUACUACACUGGGGACCCAGAGAAGAGAAUGAGAGGGGCCUAUGGUUACAUUGGAUACUUUGGAGUCAUUCUGCUGUCUCUUGCAGCUGCUCUUCAAAUGCUGGGGCUCUUUUAAUAUUUCCCUGGGUCUUAGGGUCAGAGUGUUGGCACUGGCUACCAUAGGAGUCAAACCCUAGAUCCUACAGGGCACAGUCCUCACUUGAGGAAUUUAAAUUUAAAUCAGAUGACGUCUUAUAAGUGAGAAACAGUUUUAACACAUGAUCAAAAACUUGAAAUUUUUCUCAGAAUGUCAAGUCUGUAAGUACAGAUAUGUACAUCAAAUAGUUUUUUAUAAUCGUUCUUAAGUAACCAACUUAUAGAUAGAUUUAAUAUUGCGGAUAUUCUUAUUACAUUUUUAACGCAGGCCGAUAUUGACCAUCUGAAUGCACACUACGUUUACAAUGGAUAUGAGGAGAUUUCUAUAAAUGCUCACUUCGUAGCAGAAAAUAUCAAGCACUUAAUAGUUUUUCCUUUCAUUUGAUUACUAGCUGCUUCCAUAGCGCAGAAUAAAAGGUUCCAUUAGAAACUGAUUAUCUCAGGCACUUGGAAAGAACCUACUUGGACAUCUGAGAGGAAACACCUGUCAAGACUUAGAGCUUAGAAGGAAAAUGAAGUCCUACAUUCCAACUGAUGUUCUAUACAGUAUGUUCCACACAACAAAUCUAGACUUGCCACUGUUGUUGAUCUCAAUCCAAGUGGCCAAAUAUGCCAUUGUUAAACCUGUGUAUGUUUGCACAGUUGUUUUUUUUAAUAUGCUUUGCAAAUCCAGUUUCUUUAGAUUCCACCUGCUGAAACGGACAGCACAUGAUAUACCCAGGCUUUGUCCUGUGAUAUCCUGCAUCACUCGGAGGUUGAGAACAGGAUGGCUUGAAUCUUAAAGCAUGAUAAGGUUUUGUAGGAAACUAAGGUGCACAUUACUUCAUCCACAUUGUUGCCCAACCUCAUUCUGUUUAUGGCCUGUCAUCAUGUUAGUCCUGUUUUCUAUUCUCUUAUCUUUCCCCCUCAUUAAUUAAUCUCCUGGGAAAUCGCUUUAUUAAAAACAUUGCUUAAAAAUAAAGAUAAGAAAAAUAAAGAAUGGUAAAGAUUAAAAAUGAAGUCAUAAUUCAAUUGGUACAUCACAUUAUGGGUGUUAAAAGAAGACCUGACUACACCAACUGUCGUGCUUCAAUAGCCUGUAUAAAAUAUCUAUCUUGUGGUAAAAUAUUCUUUAAUUGCAUUUAUAUAGGCUUUGCUGUUGAGACAUUUUUAUGUCCUGUAAAUGUAAUAGAGGAAUAUGUUCAGCCUGAAAUCUGUGAUCUAUAAUGUAAUUCCUGAAGUAAAAUGACUUUUAAAAGCUGUGUUCUGCAAUUAGCAUGAAGAUAUAAAUGCAAAGUAGCACGUUGAGAUUUUUUUAAUGGUACCGCCUAUUACAGGGGUGUCCAAUCUAGGGGUCUAGGGGUUCGUUGUGUGUUCGGGUUUUCAUUUCACCUCAGCUAUAUGUCUACUAUUCUGUGAGAUGCUGGUGCAAGAUGACAACAAAACCCUCCAGGACCAGGAUUGGAUACCCUUCAUCAAUCACUACACUUGACUUUAAUUUCAGAUAUCUCCCCUUAAACUUGUAACAAAAUGUGUAUUUUUUUUAACAAUAAAAUAAUUUUUUUACUGUG